Molecule: messenger RNA, 1581 nt
Organism: Lodderomyces elongisporus
Lineage: Eukaryota; Fungi; Ascomycota; Pichiomycetes; Serinales; Debaryomycetaceae
Gene: RVB2
Product: RuvB family ATP-dependent DNA helicase reptin
Exons: 1
Coding region: 1-1581 (526 amino acids)
Biological process (GO): box C/D snoRNP assembly; chromatin remodeling; regulation of transcription by RNA polymerase II
Cellular component (GO): R2TP complex; Swr1 complex; NuA4 histone acetyltransferase complex
Molecular function (GO): DNA helicase activity; ATP hydrolysis activity; ATP binding
Source: RefSeq, a predicted model, not a curated record
AUGACCACGAUUAAUACACAUGUCACAACAAAGGAUGUGAGCGGGUUAUCGUUGAUAGCUGCUCAUUCGCACAUCACGGGACUCGGUUUGGAAGACAACUUGCAACCUAAAGAGAAUGCACAAGGCUUAGUUGGCCAGAUCCAAGCUAGAAAAGCUGCUGGUGUCAUCUUGAAGAUGGUCCAGGCAGGUAAGAUUGCCGGAAGAGCUGUUUUGAUUGCCGGUCCACCAUCUACUGGUAAGACAGCGAUUGCUUUGGGUUUGUCGCAAAGUUUGGGAUCCGAAGUUCCAUUUACUGCACUUGCAGCAUCUGAAGUUUACAGUUUAGAGAUUUCCAAAACAGAGGCAUUGACCCAGGCAUUUAGGAAAUCGAUUGGUGUUCGUAUCAAAGAGGAAACAGAAAUUAUUGAGGGUGAGGUGGUUGAGAUUCAAAUUGAUCGUUCUAUCACCGGUGGCCACAAGCAAGGUAAACUCACCAUUAAAACCACAGACAUGGAGACUGUUUAUGAAUUGGGAAACAAAAUGAUUGAAGGGUUAACGAAAGAAAAAGUUCUUGCUGGUGAUGUCAUUUCCAUCGACAAAGCUUCAGGAAGAAUCACAAAGCUCGGUAAAUCAUUUACACGAGCAAGAGAUUAUGAUGCAAUGGGACCAGAGACCAAGUUUGUGCAGUGUCCAGAAGGAGAGUUGCAGAAGAGAAAAGAAGUCGUGCACACUGUGUCGUUGCAUGAGAUUGAUGUUAUAAACUCUAGACAACAGGGUUUUUUGGCAUUGUUCUCUGGUGAUACUGGAGAGAUCAACUCUGAAGUUAGGGAUCAGAUCAACACCAAGGUUGCAGAAUGGAAGGAAGAAGGUAAGGCGGAAAUUGUUCCUGGUGUUUUGUUUAUUGACGAGGUUCACAUGUUGGACAUCGAGUGUUUCUCAUUCAUAAAUAGAGCUUUGGAAGAUGAUUUCUCACCAGUGGUAAUGAUGGCUACUAACCGAGGUGUUAGUAGAACUAGAGGUACAGAUUACAAGUCGCCACAUGGUAUACCAUUGGACCUCUUGGACAGAUCUGUGAUUAUCCAUACUACAACAUACUCCGGAGAUGAGAUUCGUACAAUCUUGUCCAUAAGAGCCACUGAGGAAGAAGUUGAAUUGAGUGCUGAUGCAUUAGCUCUUUUGACUAAAAUUGGACAAGAAACUAGCUUGAGGUAUGCUAGCAACUUGAUCUCGGUUGCACAGCAGAUAGCAUUGAAAAAGAGAAAUAAUGAAGUGAGCUUGCAAGAUAUCAAGAGAGCUUACAUGUUGUUCCUAGAUUCUGAUAGAUCCGUGCAGCAUUUGGAGCAAAAUGCUUCUCAAUAUAUUGAUAACUCUGGAAAUGUCACAAUUGGAAAUCGAGAUUUCAAACAUGAGAGUGAAACACCUGCACCUGCACCUGUACCAAAUCCAACCCCAGCACCAUCAGCACCAUCAGCAAGCUCUGUACCGGUUCCUGAGAUAUCCACCAAUGGGUCCAAUCCAGAAGCUUCUGCCGUCGAAGCCACCAGUGAGGUCAAACCAGAAGAGAAGAAAGACGAGGACAAAAUGGAAAUCACAACCGAUUAG